AGUAUCGAGUAGGGGCAGGAAGCGGGUAGGGUCCGCCUCGCGGGGCGAAGGGCACCGCGCUCCUCCCUCGCCACCGCCUUCUCCUCCUGUCUUCCUCUUCCCGCGGGAAACUCCGGGCUCGUGCAGUUUAAACCAGGCUCCUCCUCUUCCCGCCCCCCCUGCUAGGGAGCGGCCCAGCGGGCCCAUACCCCUGCGUUCGCGGUGAUGGCCCUAGACCCCGCAGAUCAGCAUCUUAGACAUGUUGAAAAAGAUGUUUUGAUUCCUAAAAUAAUGAGAGAAAAGGCCCGGGAGAGAUGUUCUGAACAGGUUCAAGAUUUUACCAAAUGUUGCAAGGACUCUGGAUUGCUUAUGGUAGUAAAAUGCCGGAAAGAAAAUUCUGCAUUGAAAGACUGUUUAACUUCUUACUAUAAAGAUCCAGCGUUUUAUGAAGAAUGCAAAAUCGAAUACCUGAAGGAAAGGGAAGAGUUCAGAAAAACUGGAAUUCCUACAAAGAAAAGGCUACAGAAGCUUCCAACAAGCAUGUAGGCAAAUAGUAAAAUACUCAGAACUCUAAUGCUGGUGGAAAUCACAGACACCGGAAAGGAUGGACUCAUGGAAGAGUGUUCACUUUACCCUAAAUUAUGAAAAUACUAAAUUUUAUUUGAAAUAAAGUUAAUUGUAAAGUUUUAUUAUUAAAUGGGAUGGGGUAAACUAUAAAAUGGUAUAUAAUUAUCGUAUGUAUUUUUCAUAAAAUUGUCUACAACUUUAGUUCUAUAGCAGUGGUUAUUUUGGGGAUUGGGGGGAUGUGAGGGAGCUUUGGGUCAUAUGUGGUAAUGCUUAGGGGAUAUUCCUGGCUCUCUGCUCAGGAGUGAUCCCUAACAGUGCAAGAGAACUUUGUGGUGCUGGGGUUUCCAGUUGGGACCAGUAUGAUGCAAGGCAGUUGCCUUAAAUCUCUAGCCUAGCAAUACUGAUUUUUAAGGUCUUCUUCCAUUACUUUCUUCCAGCAUAUGGACUAAUGGUUUAUCACGAGGGCCAGGAAAGCAGAAUGGGAAACCUUCAAAGGUAUUAGUAGUAAUUAGUUAUUAUAGCAGAAUAGUCUAUGAAUCAAAAUCAUUCCUAUAGGAAUUAAGAAUCAUUACUGUGAAGAUUCAGUAAGUAUUGCAGUAGGAUUUGUGGGACAGUGCUUCAGACAUGUUAACUGUUAAAUGGAUAUUACUAAGAGCAUGUUUAGAAUAUAGGACAUAAAUACUAUAAAUUUACUUCCAUCUUUGGUGGAUUAUUUCUUAAAAUGUCUUCUGUUCUUUGACCUAUUGGUUACUGAAAAUAUUUUAAUCAUUUUUAAAGUUAUUUUUGUAAGUAUAAAUUAACAUCUGUAACAUAGUUUCAGAUAUCCUAUCUCAGUAUAACAAUUUGAUUCUAGGUUGAGUUUUUAUAUAAGAAGUUGCUGUUUUUGUUUUGUGAACUGUUAGUAGCCUCACUGUAACCACUGUGUGUUUAAAUUACAUACAAGUAGAAUUUACUACCUCUACUAGGUAAGACCUCAUUCAGUACUGAUUCCAUGACAUAGAUUACUUAAGAACCCAAAGCAAAUAAAACCGUGACUAACCAAUGG
Sorex araneus (European shrew) is the source of this 1591-nucleotide messenger RNA. RefSeq names its product C-X9-C motif containing 1 (gene CMC1). Lineage: Eukaryota; Metazoa; Chordata; Mammalia; Eulipotyphla; Soricidae. Bases 205 to 525 code for a protein of 106 amino acids. The transcript has 4 exons. The record is from RefSeq and is a predicted model, not a curated record. Gene Ontology annotation, cellular component: mitochondrion.